CGUCAAGGAGUGCAACGUGUCAGACACAACAACAACUAAAACUGUAAUAUUAUUUUAGAAACUUCGAAAUAAUCAAAAUUUCCCCCUUAAAGUUCGGUGAAAACAUUCUAAAAAGAAAAGAUGCUGUCAUCAUUUUGUUUGCUGCUGCUUCUUUAUAGUGUGGUCACUGGUGAAGCACCAGACCCUAAAGGCUACAUACUAUAUUGUCCUUGCAUGGGUCGGUUCGGCAACCAGGCGGAUCAUUUCCUGGGCUCCCUUGCGUUUGCAAAAGCUGUUGAUAGGACACUGGUAUUGCCUCCAUGGGUGGAAUACAACUUUCCUGCACCUAGAUCUGUUCAAGUGCCCUUUGACACGUAUUUCAAAGUAAAGCCUCUGUUGGAAUAUCACAGAGUUAUGACCAUGGAAGAGUUCAUGAAGAAGCUUGCACCUGAAAUCUGGCCUGCAGGGAAUAGAACAGUGUUCUGCUUCCAAGCCCGCACAUAUGGAGAGAAACCGAACGACUGCAACGCCAAGGAAGGCAACCCCUUCGGUCCGUUCUGGGACACAUUCAAUAUCGACUUUGAUGGGUCAGAGUUCUACCAGCCUCUCUACCACGACAAUUCCAACCUUCAUGAUAUGGAAAGGUGGAAAACGAGGUACCCAGCUGAUAAAAAUCCUGUGAUUGCAUUCACUGGUGCCCCAGCGCAGUUUCCCGUCCAGCAGAACAACGUGGGCUUGCAUAGGUACUUGGAGUGGUCUGAGGGCAUUGUGAAACUGAGAGACGAGUUUAUACGGGACGUCAUUGGGAAUGAGAAGUUCCUGGGAAUACAUUUGAGAAUUGGGUCGGAUUUUGAGAAUGCCUGCAAGCACAUCAGUGAGAGCCCCAUGAUGUUUGGGGCAGCCCAAUGUCUGGGGUAUCGCAUGGAGCAUGGUCGACCUUCCAGAGAGAUGUGCAUCCAGUCCGAGUCAACCAUCUAUAGAGAUGUAGGGAAAGUGCUGAAAGAAAAAGGUUUUAAGCACGUGUUUGUAGCCACUGACAGCACUGAUCUUAUAGCUAAGCUGUCUAAAAAGUUCAAAAAGGUGUCAUUUGUUAAGUACUCUCCUGCUCAUCCACAUGUAGAUCUUGCUGUUCUUGGGGCCGCAGACCACUUUAUUGGAAACUGCAUUUCAACCUUUACAGCCUUUGUGAAACGAGAAAGAGACGUCAAUAAUAAACCUUCGUCUUUCUGGGAUUUUCCUCCACAAAAACAUGAUGAAUUGUAAAAUUUCAAAUGCAAAAACUUGUUAUUUAUACCAUAUGGGAUUUGUGAUUUUUAUGCCCCGGUACAGGAGGUAUAAAGUGCUUGGCAAAGCUGUUAUCCUGUAUGUCUGCCUGUACAAGAUUAAAGCUAAGUGACAAGUUUUAUAAAACAUCAAUACUGCUUGCUGCAAAGCGUUGAUAUGGAUGUUAUACCUGAGCAUUCUCCAUAGACCCACAUUCCCUUACCACAUUUUGACUUUUAUAUUAUCGCAAAAUGAUGCUUUGCAUCUAACACUAAUAAUGCCUCUUACAAAUGGUGUAUACUGGAUGGUGCCUUAGAAUACUUUUAAUGCACCAACAUCUCCUAACCUCACGUACACAGAAGGUCCAAAUUCUUGGAUGACACAAAAUCAUGCAUUCCAUCUUAUAUCAAUACUGCUUGAAACAAAGCUUUGAUUUUCACAUGGAUGUGAACUAUGAACACUCUAAAUUAACCCACAUUAUCAUUAUCACAUUGACCUGAAUUUUGACUAACACGUAUGAAUAUGGACCAACAAAUUGAUACUGAUGAUGUUUCAAGUGGAGACAUCAAAGUUUUUGAACUCGCUAUAUUUUUAAAUGUAAAACUUGAUUAAAAAAAUGAGAAACAAAAUAAUGGACAUUGUGUUAAGAGAUAAAUGCAUAACUCUUUUUGUCUUACUGUCUUUCUUAUUAUAGUUUUGAUGCAUUUAGAUGAGCUUUUGCCAGGCACGUACCAGUAAAUAAUAAUAAAUGAACUGUAUACAUGUACAAUAGAACUUUGUAUGACAAAGAUGAGCUUAAAGGUCAAAACAUUCCAUCAAAUUUUCACAAAGAGAUUAUUAUUUUGUAGCAAUAUAUAUUAAUGUUUAAUGUUUGUGCAUGUAUCGCAAAUGUAUUGUACUAAAACGUAUAUUUUUUUAUUUGUGAACAAACUCAUUGAUAUAUUUAUCUUUAAGCAUUUGAUGAAGGGACCUUUUCACAUAGUAAUAAUUUUUUGUUAUGUCUUCUUUUCGCAUAUUCUAGAAAUAAAAUAUUGUUUUUUAGGUAAAAAAUAAUACUACGGACACAAAAAUUGAUUUUAAAAACAGGUUUAUUAAUAAACAAUCAAUAUUUUGGGAAAAUUAUAAAGUAUUUUAUAUGAAAUUAUGUGAAUAUCUCUGUUGUUUUCGUAAAACUUCACAGGGAUUUCUUUCAUGGUGCGGUCAUAAAAGUACCAGCCAGAAUAGGCACAUUGUUGAAGUGUGGGAUCGAUUUGAUCAGUUCUUUUCAAGUUCUUUUGCUUCUGUAUUACACAUGAACAUUUUAGUUCCUAUACUUCUUUAGCAAAUUUACAAAAUAACACAAAAAUGUGAUCAAGCCUCUUUAACCCUUUUGCUUGCUGGGAAAUUUGUCUUCUGCUAAAAUGUCGUCUGCUGAAUUUCUAAAAUUAGCAUUUUCUUCGUUUUUUUUCAAAGAAUACUAUCAGAAUAGCAAACAGUUUGGAUCCUGAUGAGACACCACGUUCUGUGGCGUCUCAUCUGGAUCCAAACUGUUUGCAAAAGGCCUUCAAAAUUCGGUUCCCGCACUGAAAGGGUUAAAAUUAUGUGUGCUAAUGUGUUUUUAUAUAAUUAUGCAUUUAUACACUAUUACAUUGCCUUGUAAACUGUAUGCAUGCACAAGUCACAUGUUUUUAUCGUUAAUCCAUAGUUUGUUUAAGUCUAAGUGUGCUUUUAUAUAUUAUAUAUUUAUAGUUUACCUGUUGCCAUGUUCAAACCAUUAUUAUAAACGAUGUGAGUGUUGUUCAGAAAGCAGAAUGUUUGACAAAUAUAUUGAAUUUAAUACAAUUUUUUUCUUAAAAACAAUAUAUAAUUAUUUUUGUCCAUUGUUGCAUUACAAACAACUUCAUAUAAUCCAGAUCAUGCAAAUUAAGGCUGAUAGUAAAAAUAUUAAAAUGUCUUACAAACAAAUUGGUGAUUUUACACACAGUCUCUGGCACGAUAUUGCAUGUUUUACCAAGUGUUGAAUGUGAUUCCUACCUUAACAGAUGUGUCUGGCAGGUCCAUCCAAGGUUUGCCAGAGUAAUCUCAUUAUAACGUCUUUGUUUCCUUUAUUUGGAAUGAGAGAUUUUGAAUUAUUGUUUGUACUUGUUGUUUAAGUGUUUUAAGAAUAUAUGGGAUAUUCGUCUUAAUAAAAUUUGGGACCAUG
Molecule: messenger RNA, 3424 nt
Organism: Dreissena polymorpha
Lineage: Eukaryota; Metazoa; Mollusca; Bivalvia; Myida; Dreissenidae
Product: GDP-fucose protein O-fucosyltransferase 1-like
Exons: 9
Coding region: 121-1242 (373 amino acids)
Biological process (GO): protein O-linked glycosylation via fucose; Notch signaling pathway
Molecular function (GO): peptide-O-fucosyltransferase activity
Source: RefSeq, a predicted model, not a curated record